Dipodomys ordii (Ord's kangaroo rat) is the source of this 2550-nucleotide messenger RNA. Its product is annotated as endogenous retrovirus group K member 9 Pol protein-like. Gene Ontology annotation, molecular function: nucleic acid binding; RNA-directed DNA polymerase activity; aspartic-type endopeptidase activity. NCBI's taxonomy places the organism in Eukaryota, Metazoa, Chordata, Mammalia, Rodentia, Heteromyidae. Gene Ontology annotation, biological process: proteolysis; RNA-templated DNA biosynthetic process. The record is from RefSeq and is a predicted model, not a curated record.
AUGACCACCUCCCUUUCCAAGAUUGUUCAAGGCACUAAUGAAUCAUAUGUCCAGUUUGUUGCUAGAUUAGAAGCAGCAGAAAAAAUAUUGGGUAGUGAGGAUAUGGACAAUGUAUUUGUUAAGCAAUUGGCCCUAGAAAAUGCCAAUACGGCCUGUAAAGCUGUAUUAAGGGGAAAAGCCAAAACCUUGGAUCUUAAUGGUAUGAUUAAACUUUGUAAUGAUGUGGAUUCUUUUGAACAUAAAAUUUCCAAAUCCAUUAGCCUGGCCAUUGGGGCCAGGUUUCAAGCUCAGACCCAACCUCCUGGAAAAGAGGUGCCCCGCUGGUCGCCUCACAGGCUAACAUCUCCAGAAGGCCUCCUCCUGGACUAUGUCCUAAAUGCAAAAGAGGCCGUCAUUGGGCUAGAGAUUGCAGAUCCAAGACCGAUGUUAAUGGCCAACCCCUGUCUGCGGUCUCGGGAAACGGGCUACGGGCCCCGACACGGGGCCCUGAUUAUAACUCCAGAGGAGGGAAGGGUCAUCACAGAAUCAGGAGAAUUUGGGCCUCCCCCACCAGGGAUGUUUUUUCUUAUCAUAGGCCGAGCUUCAAGCUCUUUACAGGGGCUUACAGUCCUCCCUUCAAUAGUUGACGCCGACUAUUCAGGCCCAUUGAAAUUCUUGGUCCAAGCCUCCCAAGGUCCACUAACCAUUCCUGCAGGUCAACGUAUUGCACAAGCCCUCCCUUUGCCUAUGAUAGGACAAUUCCCAUAUAAACAUUCCCAACGCGGUACUUCUGCUCCAGGGUCAUCAGACAUAUUUUGGGUACACCAACCGACAGAGUCUCGACCUACCCUAAAACUUUCCCUAGAAGGAAAACCAUUCCUUGGUCUUUUAGAUACGGGAGCUGACGCCACCGUCAUCGCCCGAAAACAUUGGCCUGAUUCCUGGCCUUUAGAACCUACUACUACACAUUUAAAAGGCAUUGGACAAAUUCAAGACACGCUUCAAAGCUCAAAAAUUCUAAAUUGGGCUGAUUUGGAAGGAAAUACUGGGACUAUCAAGCCUUUUGUGGUAGAAGGGCUGCCUGUCGACUUGUGGGGAAGAGACAUAAUGACACAAAUGGGAGUCAUCAUGUUCAGUCCCAAUGAAACAGUGACUAAUAUAAUGCUAAAGUCAGGAUUCCUUCCCGGCAAAGGGCUAGGAAAACAUGAACAAGGAAUAAACCAACCGAUUUUGCCUACCCCUAAACGGGAUAAAAAGGGACUCGGGGCCGACCUUUUUUUCCUAAGGACCACUGCUCCCCCUGCACUCCGAGCUGAUAAAAUAACCUGGAAAGCUGAUGACCCGGUUUGGAUAGAUCAGUGGUCCAUGCCUCAAAAGAAGGUUCAGGCAGCCUUGCAGUUAGUGCAGGAACAAUUAGAACAAGGACACCUUGAGCCUUCCACCUCACCCUGGAAUACUCCCAUAUUUGUUAUAAAAAAGAAAAAUGGGGACUGGAGACUGUUACAAGAUUUAAGGGAAGUUAACAAAACUAUGGUGCCAAUGGGAGCCUUACAACCUGGGUUGCCCUCUCCUGUAGCCAUCCCUAAGGAAUAUUUUAAGAUAGUAAUAGAUAUAAAAAAUUGCUUUUUUUCCAUCCCCCUUCAUCUAGUAGAUUGUAAAAGAUUUGCCUUUUCUAUCCCCAUAGUAAAUCAUAAAGGCCCCAAUCCUCGCUUUCAAUGGCGAGUAUUGCCACAGGGUAUGGCCAAUUCACCCACUUUAUGCCAAAAAUUCGUAGCUCAAUCCAUAGAUCCCAUACGUGUUCAGUACCCCAAUGCAUAUAUUAUUCAUUACAUGGAUGAUUUGCUAAUAGCCAAAAAAAUACAGACCUGUUACCCCUUUUUAUUCCUAGGUUUUCAGCUAGAACCCGCCUUGAUUUAUGCUCAAAAGAUUCAAAUCAGGAAGGAUAAAUUAACUUGUUUAAAUGAUUUUCAAAAACUGUUAGGAGAUAUUAAUUGGUUGCAUCCCUAUCUCAAAUUGACAACAGGGGAUUUAAAACCUCUGUUUAGUAUUUUACAAGGAGAUUCAGAUCCUACCUCUCCUCGAAAACUUACACCAGAGGCUGAAAAGGCCUUAAUAAGGAUAAAAGAAGCCAUUUUACAACAAAAAAUAGGUGAUUUUGAUCCCUCCUUAACCCUCUAUUUGAUUAUAUUUGCUACUUAUUUUGUGCCCACUGGCCUGUUGUGGCAACAAACAAUGCCCCUGUUGUGGGUACAUGCUUCUGCCUCUCCACCCAAAGUGCCCCCCUCCUAUCCCCUUUUGGUUUCCCAACUUAUUUUUUCAGGACUCAAAACCUCUGUUCGGUACUUUGGCAGAGACCCUGAUAUUAUUAUUACUCCCUAUUCCAAGGAACAAAUUAAUUGGCUACAACAGAGACAAAGUGAAUGGACUAUUUUGUGCACUGGGUUUCAAGGAAAAUUUGAUAAUCACAUGCCUAAUGAUAAACUUAUCCAAUUUUUGAAUGUUACCCCCUUUAUAUUUUUAAAAAAAUACUUUGUUAAAGCCCAUUCCGGAUGCCCUUACUGUUUUUAUUGA